AUGUCGGCCAAGAUUCUUUUGCACUAUAAAGGUUGCGACGACAAAGGGAAAAGGAAUAAUGGUAACUUACUAUUAUUAUUAAUUGCCUACUUUGAAGACCGUGAGACUGGAAGAUUGUUUAUGGAAAGAAGAGCAAAAGGGAAAGUUGUUAUUGAAAUUCGACCUUUUAUACCAGACUCGUACCAGAUCACUCUUGUAUUUCUAUUUGGCCAAUCGAACAAACUUUUCCAAUCGAGUAAAACCCAGGAUCUAAUCAAAUCCACAAAGGCUUUCUUGCAUAACACCCAAUGUUACACGAGCAUAAUGCUAAUGUUGCCUUUGGCUAUGGUUCAGACGAAUAUAGAGCUUCGGGCAACUUCGGUGUUAUAUCAACGAGUUUAUACCACCGUAGAACUUGCAAAUAUGAUCUGA
Acaulospora morrowiae is the source of this 411-nucleotide messenger RNA. The record is from the annotation of a GenBank genome assembly. Lineage: Eukaryota; Fungi; Glomeromycota; Glomeromycetes; Diversisporales; Acaulosporaceae.